Messenger RNA from Colletotrichum orchidophilum, 1476 nucleotides. Its product is annotated as major facilitator superfamily transporter. NCBI's taxonomy places the organism in Eukaryota, Fungi, Ascomycota, Sordariomycetes, Glomerellales, Glomerellaceae. Gene Ontology annotation, cellular component: membrane. The record is from RefSeq and is a predicted model, not a curated record. The transcript has 9 exons. Gene Ontology annotation, biological process: transmembrane transport. The coding region runs from base 1 to 1476 and encodes 491 amino acids. Gene Ontology annotation, molecular function: transmembrane transporter activity.
AUGCCCGCGAGCGAGAAGCGUUCACCUUUGGUGGAGCGCGAAGAGCAUGCCAUCCAUACCGUCGACAGCGUCAUCAUGGACGAGAAGCCCAUUCCUCGGGAUGAGGAGAACCGCGACUGGACCGGGUCUGCGAGGAAAACCGAUCCGGAAGAGAUCAAGUUGGUGCGGAAGUUGGACUGGCGGAUCAUGCCGACACUCUGUAUCAUGUACUUCCUGAACUACGUCGAUCGUAACGCCAUCGCCCAAGCACGACUAAACAACUUGGAGAAAGAUUUGGGCAUGUCGGGCACCGAGUUCAACACCACAGUUUCCAUUCUCUUUGUGGGCUACAUCCUCAUGCAGAUCCCUUCCAAUAUGUUGAUCACCAGAAUCCAACCUGGCAUAUACAUGAGCGCGUGGAUGUUGAUCUGGGCCGUUGUCUCGGGUUGCACGGCUCUGGUCCAGAAUUAUGGAGGCCUUGUUGCUUGCAGAUUCUUCUUGGGUAUCACUGAAGCUCCCUUCUACCCUGGCGCAACUUACAUGCUAUCAAUCUUCUACACACGCAAAGAGGUCGCCUCCCGCAUCGCCCUCCUCUACUGCGCCCAGAUCCUCGCCACCGGCCUCUCCUCCCUCAUCGCAGCCGGCAUCUUCGCCGGCAUGGACGGCCUCAACGGCAUCGCGGGCUGGCGCUGGCUCUUCAUCGUCGAGGGCGCCGCCACCGGCCUCAUCGCCCUCUUCGGCUUCUGGCUCCUCCCCAACACGCCCCUGACGACGCGCUGGCUCAGCGACCGCGAGCGCGAGCUCGCCCACUCCCGUAUGGAAAAGGACAAGUUGUCCGACUCGGACGACAAGCAGGCGUCGGCCAUGGACGGUUUGAAGCAAGCCGUCCGCGACAAGAGGACGUGGCUCUUCUGCUUGAUGCAGAAUUUCCAUUUGAGCGCUUGCAGCUUCAACUCGUUCUUUCCCACGGUUGUCAAGACUCUCGGCUUCAACACGACCAUCACUCUCGUCAUGACCUGCCCGCCCUUCAUCUUUGCCGGCGCUGCGGGUAUCCUGUUCGGCUGGAGUUCCGGGAGACUUCAUGAGAGAACAUGGCACAUCACAGUAGGCCUCGGCGUCGCGAUUAUCGGCUUCGUGGUAGCGGCCUCCACGCUCAACACGGCCGCCCGCUAUAUUGCCUGCUUCAUUUUCCCGAUGGGAGCUUAUGCCGUGAACUCCGUCAUCAUCGGGUGGGCCUCUUCAACACUGUCGCAGACCAAGGAGAAGAAGGCAGUUGUUCUCGCCAUGACCAAUGUCGGCGGUCAGAUUGGCUACAUCUACGGCGCCUACCUCUGGCCCAAGAGCGAUGAGCCCCGCUACGCCAUCGGUUUCGGCGCUUCUGCCGGCUUCGCCCUCCUCUCGAUCCUGUGCGCAUGGUGGAUCCGUGUCUUGCUUAUCAGAGAGAACCGGAGAAUCCGGGCUUCCACUUCUGAGAACGUGAACUUGUAUGGUUACUAG